UUUUGAAAUAUUUAUUAAAAUGGACGCAUCCUUCAAACUUGUUAAGAAGCUUCCUAAUAUAAUUGCUCAUAUUUUUCAGACAAAGAUUGCUGAAGGUGACCAGUUGCAAAGAAGACAUAAAAAUCCAAAGACUUAUUUCUGUGCGAAAUCAGCUCCGACAUUAUCAAUUAAGAAUUAUCUUUUCCAUCUGAUCAAGAAUUUAAGAACCCCUCCAUCAACACUGAUCUUGAUGAUGAUUUAUGUUGAGAGAUUCUUACAAAGCUUGACUCAGGCACUUGCUUCAACUGGGAGUCAGUAUCAAUACCUUCUGACUUCAAACAAUGCACAUAGAAUAGUUAUGAGUGCUCUCCUGCUAGCUCAUAAGUACUCUAUUGAUGCAACAUACCCAUUUGGCGUACUUGGGAAAGUAGUUGGGGUUUCUGCAGAAGAACUCAAAAUUCUCGAAUCAGAAUUCUUGGUGUUUGUUAAAUUUGAUCUCUACGUCUCAGAGGACUUCUACUCAAAGUACGAAGAGGUAUUCACACAUUGGCCUGAUCUUGGAGAUGAUAAUGCAGAAGAGAUUCGAAUGGAGGCUGAUCAAUCUUCUUGGAAAGUUGAAAGAAAACUUGAGGAUUCCAAAGGUAUUGGCAAUACAACACCUGUUAAGAAUAAUGCUGUUCCAACGGAUGAAGAUCUAGCAAUGACUGGCAAUGAAAAUACCUUCUUGUCACCUCAGUUCUUGGACGAAUGGAGCAUGGAAGAGGAUGAAGUGAACCCUCCUCCUAGAAAUAGAAGAGGUGUCGCCGAUAGUCCCUCUUCAACUGUCCAAAAUUUGGACAUCAGAUCUCACUUUUAUGAAGAUGAUCCAGAGAGUGAAGGUGAAGACACAGAAAUGCCUCAAUUCGAUCUGAGUGAUCUCGGAGAAGAUGAAUACUUUGAUGAUGUAUUUAUUCAAACUUAUUAAAGCAUUACUCAUUUUAGGAUAAUAGGGUCACAAAGACCUUUCCUUAAUUUUAGAAUAACUGUUUCUUUCUCUAAACUAAUUUUCAUGUACUUUUAUGAUG
Moneuplotes crassus is the source of this 1043-nucleotide messenger RNA. The record is from the annotation of a GenBank genome assembly. Lineage: Eukaryota; Ciliophora; Spirotrichea; Euplotida; Euplotidae.